Dovyalis caffra is the source of this 222-nucleotide messenger RNA. The record is from the annotation of a GenBank genome assembly. Lineage: Eukaryota; Viridiplantae; Streptophyta; Magnoliopsida; Malpighiales; Salicaceae.
AUGGCAAGGAUAAAGGUUCAUGAGUUGACGAAAAAGUCGAAGACAAAGCUGCUGGCCCAGUUGAAGGAUAAAAGCCCUAAUAAACCUAACAAUGCAUUGCCUCAAAUAAAAGGUGGAUUUAGUGGCAGCCGUACAAUAACAACAGAUGGACGGAUAGAUGAUGAGGAGUUUGCUGCAAUGAUUAGAAAGGAUGCUGAAGGAUUUGGGGGAGAAGAGCCAUGA